Messenger RNA from Columba livia (rock pigeon), 4614 nucleotides. It is a transcript of the gene ENPP6, whose product is annotated as ectonucleotide pyrophosphatase/phosphodiesterase 6. Gene Ontology annotation, molecular function: glycerophosphodiester phosphodiesterase activity. The record is from RefSeq and is a predicted model, not a curated record. Gene Ontology annotation, biological process: lipid metabolic process; choline metabolic process. Lineage: Eukaryota; Metazoa; Chordata; Aves; Columbiformes; Columbidae. Bases 361 to 1713 code for a protein of 450 amino acids. The transcript is spliced from 8 exons. Gene Ontology annotation, cellular component: plasma membrane.
CGGGCGGCGCCGCGAUCGUGGCCGGUCCCUGCAGCCUCUCCACCGGGGAGGGUCCUGACAGGCUCCGUGUUUCCCCUGUCGCUGCGAAGUUUUUUUGUUUGUUUGUUUGUUUGGUUGGUUUUGUUUUUGUUUUUUGUUUUUUGGGGUUUUUUUUCUGUUUUUUUUUUUUUUUCUCUCUGUAGCUGGGAAGUGCCGAGCUCUUCACUCGAAGUUAAUCAUCUGCUUACAAUUAACCUGUGACCUCCCACACCCGCGGGGCCGCGCUGUAGCUUUAAGGCGGGCAGUGGAAGCGGGAGGGGGGACACAACAGUGCCAGGUCCAGCUCCGAAGCUGCUGCAGAUCACUUGCUCCUGCCCGGCUAUGGGGAGCCGCAACCUUCUGACCACCCUCCUGGCCGCUGCCCUUGCCUCCCUUCUGCCGCCCCCCGCCGCCCCCUCAGCCCACCGCAAACUCCUGGUGUUCCUGCUCGAUGGUUUUCGCUUCGACUACAUCGAUGACAGCGAGCUGGAGGGUCUGCCGGGCUUUCGGGACAUUGUGAACAUGGGGGUGAAGGUGGAUUACAUGACCCCAGACUUCCCCAGCCUUUCCUACCCAAAUUACUACACGCUGAUGACGGGUCGCCACUGUGAGGUCCAUCAGAUGACUGGAAACUACAUGUGGGACCAAAAGACAAAUUUAUCUUUUGAUAUUGGUGUGAAUAAAGAAAGCCUGCUGCCUCUCUGGUGGAACGGAUCGGAGCCUUUGUGGGUCACAAUGAUGAAAGAAAAAAAGAACGUUUUCAUGUACUACUGGCCAGGUUGUGAGGUCGAAAUCCUUGGAGUCAGACCAAGUUAUUGCCGUGAGUACUUCAGCGUCCCAACAGACAAGAACUUUGCGGAUGCCAUCAGUGAUGCUCUCGAGUCUUUGCGCAAUGGCAGUGCCGAGAUGGCUGCUGUGUACUACGAGCGCAUUGAUGUGGAAGGCCACCACUAUGGCCCUUUGUCCCAGCAGCGGAAAAGCGCUUUGAAGGAGGUGGACAAAGCCCUGAGCAACAUGAUCACACUCAUCAAGAGCAAGGGCCUUCAGCAUGAAGUCAACGUCAUCCUCUUCUCCGAUCACGGGAUGACAGACAUCUCUUGGACAGAUAAAGUGAUUGAGCUAAAAAACUAUAUCAAUAUGAGUGACACCAUACAAAUGAAAGACCGAGGUCCUGUGGUGAGCCUCUGGCCAGCUCCAGAGAAGCACACAGAGAUAUAUCAAAAAUUGAAAGCUGUGGAACACAUGCAUGUUUAUAACACACAGGAAAUUCCAGACAGGUUUUUCUACAAAAAAGGAAAAUUUGUGUCUCCUCUGACUCUUGUGGCUGAGAAAGGAUGGUUCAUAGUAGAGAGCAGGGACAAGUUGCCCUUCUGGGAGAACGGGACGGGGAGGAAGGAGGCCUGGCAGAACGGCUGGCACGGCUACGACAAUGAGCUCAUGGACAUGAGAGGCUUCUUCCUCGCCUAUGGGCCAGAUUUCCGAUCCAACUUCCGAGCGCCUCCCAUCAGAUCCGUGGAUGUUUACAACAUCAUGUGCAGCCUGGCAGGAAUACAGCCGCUACCCAACAAUGGCUCCUGGUCCAGGGUGGAGUGCAUGCUCCGAAACACGGCCCCCUUGGCACCGCUCCCCUCGCGUGGCAGCUGUGCCCUGGCGCUGGCUCUGCUCGCCCUGUUCGCCAAGCAGAUCUUACUGUGACCCCCAAACAAUGUUGGUCAGUGUCACCAGCAACUCCAUCCGUCUCUUUUUUUUUUUUCCAAGUUCUUCAUUUGAAUAAUAACUUCAUUAAUAGUGCGCUGCCCCCCCCCCCCCACUCUUUCAUCGUGCUCCACCAGGCGUGAAUCUGACCCAUCCUGCUUUCACAGCAGUUAUAACGUGAGGCCAGGUUUUCUGCUGCUCUAAACACAGCCAGGGAGUUGGUGUUGCUACUCUGAAUUUACAGCACCAGUAACGAGAGCAGAAUCCUGGCUGGCUAUCCGCAAAAUUUUCUGGUGGGUUCACGUGAAGAUCUCUGAGCAUCAAACACAUUUUACCCCAGCUUCUUUAAUGGAGAGGCUAACCCUGGCUCCUGGAGCUGAGAAGCUCAGGGGUGGGGAAUGGAUCUUUGUACAUUUGUGUUCUUUCUGUUUUACUCCUUCAUCUCCAGCAGAGCCCCACCUUCUCCUCACCAACACAUGCUUCAAAGAGCCAAGCUCUUUGCCGAGUGAUCAUAGUGCUGAGAGAGGUGGGUCGACAGGAGAGCACUGAGAGCAUCCUGCUUCUCCCAGCCUUUCCUUCUUCAUUUUUCCCAAAGUGAACCCUGGCCCUGCACACCUCCAGAGCUGGGCUUUCCUCAUGGACAGCUGUGGAGGGAGGGGCUGGGAAAGGGGAGAGCAAUACAAAUCCUCCACUUACAAAGCAGGAGGAAACUGAAAAGGCAUCUGGACACACAGGGGUCAGGAAAGUAGGAUGAGGAAGCCUGGCAUUUAACAGCCUCUCUGCUUUUCCUGUUGAAGAUAAUAUCACCUGCUCAGGUUUGGGGUUUUUUUGUACUCAAUUGCAUUUCUGAAGGUUUCUCAACACCUGCUGCUUUUCUGCCAGCUCCUGCUCUCUCCACUUCUGCCCAGUGAGCAGCACAUUUCCCUUUACUCUGCAGCAGAGAGAGAAGUCAUGCUGAUGGAUCUCCCACCCUCUCAGUUAAUCCUAGCGGAUAUUUCCAUCAUGGGCUAUCAAGCCCAAAUGAAGUUAAAUAGCAGGAGAGGAUGGAGCUGUUGUUGGAGGUAAUGCCUCUGAAGGUUUACUCAAAUGGAAAAGGCAUUCCUGAAAAUGUCAACAUGGAAGAUAUAUUAAAUCCUUGAACAACUUGAUUUUUCCCUACUCAUCCACUCCAGUGCAGCCACAGGUCCACCUUGAGGUGAUGUUCAACACAAGGCUGGUGGCAAAGCCAGCACCACAGUCUGUUAGACUCAAUUCACUUAGUUGUUAAAUCAUCUAGUUGUCACAGUCCUUGGUCUUACAGAGUGGGGUGGAUGGAUGCCAUGAUGGGUCAUUAGAGAGGUGUUGUUUUUACUUCAUCAAAUUUCUACUGUGAAAUGAGCUCAUCUAGAACAGGGCUGGAAGGGUCUGAUCCCACAAAGUGUCCUUUCCUCUUUGGGAGGCUGUGGCCCUCGGCGAUGCCCUUGGGGGUGCUCAGCACUUGUUCUGAUAUACCUCUGAACCAGGAGCCUUCCAUUACAAACUGCCUUUGGAAGGAUUUAGGUUCCCUCCCCAUGCAAAAUAAACCUCUAGGAAUUAUUGUUCCUGUGGAUCCAGAGUCAAACAUGAUCCAGGUAUGUGUGGUACAGUGAGUUUAAAAAAAACCAAACAAACAACAAAACACCAAACAAAAAACCCAACCAACCAAAAAAAAAAAAAAAAAACAAACAAAAAACAAACACCAAAUUAAACUUGACAAGAGAUUUCUGUAAUAGCAGUAAAGAUUUAUGUAAUGUGUUUUUAAAGCUCAAGUGAACCAUCAAAUCAAUUGGGGGGAAAAAAGGGAGAAAAUCAGUCUUUGUUAUUAGACUUCAGUAUAAAAGGCAAUUUAGUGCUUUCGAAGCAUUUGCAGUAGCUGUAAAACAAGUACCUAUUGUUCAGAGUUCCCUGUUGAUCUUUAAUGGACCAGGCUCAAUGAAUUCACUGGAGCACAUUUUUAAUGUGAAAAACUCAUCAGUAUACAGGAUAACAAAAUGACUAAAUUACCAAGUUUUGUUUGAAAAUCAACAGGAUAUAUACAGUCGGUGCCUGCUAAUCCCUUCACAGCCUGCCAUUUUAACUGUUACAGUGAACAGAACCCAAUGUCCUUUCACAGUAGAAGAGAUCUUGAAAGUAUAAUGGCAUAUUCAGAUUCUCAGUUAUACAAGCAAAAAUUGAAAAUAAUAAACUGCGUCCACUGAGUUGUUCCAGAGAUGGGCCGUGACACACAAAACCAACACUGAUCCCUGGGAAUACAUCGUGUAUCUUGUUUUUGUCAGUGUCCACAUGCAAAUACUACAGAAUAAAUCUUUUAAUUGCAAUACGAUUUGUUUGACCUUAAUACCAGCAUCGUGUUUACAGCAAUACGCCUCAAAACGUACUUGAACUGUAAAAGGGAAAUUUGAUGGUAGACCUGCAAGAAGCUCCUUAGCUUCAGGAGAACUACAGAUGAUUAUUUUUUAAGAAGUGCACCUUUCUUCCUCAGAAAUGUUGUACCUCUGAAUCAGUUCACAUUCUCAUUCAAAAAUCAAGUGUCUUGGCUCUAGCUUAUUUUUCUGUAUACUGUGCAAUGGGGGUGGGUGUAUUUUAAAACCUAUUUCUGAGUGAUGUUUUUGUACAAUGACUGAUUGUGAAUGAGUGAAUAAUUCUAAGAAUGCUGUUAGAAAAAAAUAUGCAUCUUUUUGUAAAUACUGUGAGAUUUUUGAAAAAAAUCCACCUCUGUAAAACCUUGCCUUUCUUGUUUGAUUGCUGCAUCGAAGUGUGAUAAACAGUGUUUGAAGCUUGUGCUGAUUAAUCAUCAGAAAGAUGAAUGAUAACAUUGUUUAGAAAGGCAGAGUUGUCAGCAUGUAAAUUAGGGACAUUAAAUACAUCACACGAGAUACUGUA